This is a messenger RNA of Haemorhous mexicanus (house finch), 1738 nucleotides long. It is a transcript of the gene LRRTM2, whose product is annotated as leucine rich repeat transmembrane neuronal 2. Gene Ontology annotation, cellular component: extracellular matrix. NCBI's taxonomy places the organism in Eukaryota, Metazoa, Chordata, Aves, Passeriformes, Fringillidae. Gene Ontology annotation, molecular function: protein binding. Bases 128 to 1645 code for a protein of 505 amino acids. The record is from RefSeq and is a predicted model, not a curated record. The transcript has a single exon.
GCAAUGUUAUCUGCAGUGAAAUCUUCCACCGUGAUAUUCCAAGUGUACUGAUAAGGCUAUCCUAUCUUGUUGUUUUCCUAAAUUAUAUUCUGCAGGCUUACAUUUCAAGUGGCCAUUAGGGGCUCGUAUGCUGGCAGCACUAUAUGCAAUGAGUAUGGUUUUAAAAAUGCUGCCUGCCUUGGGCAUGGCUUGUCCACCAAAAUGUCGCUGUGAGAAGCUGCUCUUUUACUGUGACUCUCAGGGGUUUCACUCAGUGCCAAACACCACUGAAAAGGGCUCGCUAGGUUUGUCACUGAGGCACAAUUAUAUUUCUGAACUUGAAAGGGAUCAAUUUGCAAGCUUCAGUCAACUUACUUGGCUUCACUUAGAUCAUAAUCAAAUUGCAACAGUCAGAGAAGAUUCUUUUCAAGGACUGUAUAAACUUAAGGAAUUAGUCUUAAGUUCCAACAAAAUCUUUCAUUUGCCAAACACAACUUUUAGCCAGCUGCUUAACCUGCAGAAUUUGGACCUCUCUUUUAAUCAGUUAUCCUCUCUGCACCCCGAGCUCUUCUACGGCCUUCGCAAGCUACAGACCUUGCACUUGCGAUCCAACUCCCUGCGGACCAUCCCGGUCCGCCUGUUCUGGGACUGUCGUAGCCUGGAAUUCCUGGAUUUGAGCACAAACCGCUUGCGAAGUUUGGCUCGCAAUGGAUUUGCGGGAUUAAUCAAGCUGAGGGAGCUUCACCUAGAGCACAACCAGCUGACAAAGAUUAAUUUUGCUCACUUCCUCCGGCUGAGCAGCCUGCACACGCUCUUCUUGCAGUGGAACAAAAUUAGCAACUUGACAUGUGGGAUGGAGUGGACCUGGGGCACCUUAACAAAGCUCGAUUUGACUGGAAACGAAAUCAAAGCCAUUGACCUCACCGUCUUUGAAACUAUGCCUAACCUUAAAACCCUCCUCAUGGAUAACAACAAGCUCACCACUCUGGAUUCCAAGAUCCUGAGCUCACUGACAUCCCUCACCACCGUGGGCCUCUCCGGCAAUCUCUGGGAAUGCAGCCCAAAGAUCUGCUCCUUGGCCACAUGGUUGAGUGGCUUCCAAGGUCGGUGGGAGCACGCCAUCCUCUGCCACAGCCCCGACCACACCCAGGGAGAGGAUAUUCUAGAUGCAGUGUAUGGCUUUCAGCUUUGCUGGAAUUUAUCGACUGUGGUUACCCCUGUGGCUACGACGUCGUACACGGCUCCAACUACCGAGUACACGAAAAGAAUAAGCUCUUCUCAUUUCCAUGUGGGAGACAAAGAGAUUCCAACUACAGCAGGCAUGGUUGUUACCACCGAAGAACAGUUCCCUGAGCCAAACAAUGCCAUCUUCACUCAGAGGGUAAUUACAGGAACAAUGGCUUUAUUGUUUUCUUUCUUUUUUAUCAUUUUUAUAGUGUUCAUCUCCAGGAAGUGCUGCCCUCCCACACUAAGAAGAAUUAGGCAGUGCUCAAUGAUUCAAAACCACAGGCAGCUCCGAUCCCAAACGCGGCUGCAUAUGGCCAAUAUGUCAGACCAAGGACCCUACAACGAGUACGAACCCACCCACGAAGGACCCUUCAUCAUCAUCAAUGGCUACGGACAGUGCAAGUGCCAGCAGCUGCCCUAUAAAGAAUGUGAAGUAUAAUACCUACAGCCCAUCACAAAGUAAAUCAGAUAAGUAACCUACUUUAAAAUUGUAGGGACCUACAUCAGAUUCUAAUUUUUACAAAUGUUGACA